GCAGACGCCAUAUUGUUUCCGUGGGCGUGGUUUACUUCUGUACACGUACCCUCCGUCUGUCAGUUUUCCAGACUCAGUCCAUUUCGUACCUUCGGGAAACCAACAGCCGGCUUCAGAUGGUAAUCGACGGGCUCUGCGACUUAUGGACCUCGUGGGGUCUGUUAGGGGUUUUGGUGGCAGCGGGCUGCUGUCUCCUGGUCGCCUGGAUCAUGCGGCGACCCCCAAACUUCCCCCCAGGUCCACGGGGCUGGCCGCUGUUUGGCGUGUCAAAGGCAGGCCAGUUAGCCGUCACCGAGUGGAUCCCGAAGUACGGAGACAUCAUCGGCUACUACCGCGGGCCGGUUCGGGUGGUCUCGCUCGGCAGUUACGAUGUGAUCCGGGAGGCCUUCGUCAAGAACGCUGAACAUUUCUCCAGCAGACCCAGACCCUUGAACCCAACCUUGGCAACUUACAAGACUAAAGGCGUCGUGCAAGAACCGUACGGCACCACAUGGAAGGAGCACCGUAAGUUCACCUUGAUGAGUCUGCGAGAUUUCGGCGUCGGAAAGCGGAGUUUGGAAGGGAAAAUUCUUGAAGAAACGAGGGCUCUCAGUGACGAAAUAUUGAAGAAAGAAAACCAAGGCUUUUGCAUCUCAAACAUGAUGCAAGUUACCGUUUCAAACGUGAUCUGCUCAAUCGUGUUUGGCUCUCGCUACGAGUACGACGACCCGAAAUUCAUACGACUGAUAGAAGCUAUCGACCACUUUUUCUCGAUCCCGAGAAGUGGUAGCGCUUUGCUACCGUCAUUAAUCCCCAUUCUUCGCUACAUUCCUGCAGUAAAUCGAAAUUUCUUAAAGUUACGUGAAGUCGAGGCGUACAUCGGCACUCACAUCCUGGAGCAGAUCCAAGAACACGAGGCGACCUUUGACCCGAACGACAUCCGGGACCUCAUCGACGCCUUUCUCCUGGAGAAACGACGGAGACAAGAAGACGAGAACACGACAUUUACGGAACAGCAGAACAUUUUGGUUGUGAUGGACCUAUUCCUGGCCGGUACGGAGACCACGUCCACCACACUCCGCUGGGCCCUGCUCUACAUGAUUCUCCAUCCGGACAUGCAGGAGAAAGUGCAGCAGGAGAUAGACAGCGUCAUCGGGCAGAGCCAGGACCCUUCAAUGGCGCAUCGCACUCAAAUGCCGUACACGGAGGCGACCCUUACCGAGGUGAGCCGGCUGGCAAGCAUCGCUCCCCUCUCCGUGCCGCACGCCGCAAGCAACGACGUCACAUUCCGGGGCUACCACAUUCCUAAGGGCACCGUUGUACAGGCUAACCUGUGGGCGGUGCACCACGACCCCCAGCUCUGGCCGGACCCGCACCGCUUCGACCCCGCCCGUUUCCUUGACGACGCCGGGAAGUUCGUGAAGAGAGACGAAGUCAUUCCGUUCUCGAUCGGUCGUCGCGUUUGCCUUGGAGAGCAGCUGGCCAGGAUGGAGCUCUUCCUGUUCUUCACCUCCCUGCUGCAGCGCUUUAGCUUCAAACUGCCAGAGGGCGCACCAGUACCGUCUGAAGAAGGGGUGUUCGGAGCCACGCAUUCUCCCGUGCCGUUCAAACUUGUGGCGGUAGCGAGGGACUAGCUGCUAUGCGUUUACCCUAGCUAGGGUAGACUACCAAACGAUCAAUUUUCCUACUUUUUUCUAUCAUGGUGUUCAAGUUUUCAUAAUCAGUUUAUUUGGUCUUAGUUACAACUGUUGGUUCAUAAGUACUUAAUAACGUUAAAUUAACAUAUUUAAACCCUUGAAACCAUUGAAACCUUUACAAAACUGCAGAGAUGUGACUGUACACUAGCGCCCCUGCCGAUUAUUUCAUGUACUGCAGGCUAUACAGCAGGUGGAUAGAAGGGAGCGUGCAUUGCGGAGUGGGGAACGACCUGUGUUGUUAUCAAACGUUAGACGUAUCCCCUUACGUUACUUACUGUCUCACGAAUGCCCCACUUAAAUAGUCCAUUCUACCGACAGCAUGCCCUGUGUCAUGUGUGUAGGUAAAGCCGCGCCGUUGUUAGCGGUUGAGUACGCCCUAAAAAGGGCGGCACACUACACAACAGUUUACAUGUACACUCGCUCUCUCACGUUUCACCUUAACACUCGGGCCUCUCAGUUUCCACAUCCGACCUUCUUGUAAACACAGCGAACGUGAGGAGCUAUUAUACUGCGCGGAUGUGGGACGAGGGGGAUUUUUGGUCUGCGGGAUUUUGUUGCGGUUAAUUAGUUUAGUUUCAGCGAUACUUUUGGUCACCAGUGUAAUGUAAGUGAUCAUGAUACAACAAUUGUCUUCAGUUCCCAUCCCACUUUGAUGUGCCCUACAGCCUUGCGUUCAUGUGGGUACAUGUGAACUUAGGCUAAGGUUUUCAAAGGGAUCAGGCUAUAGAAAUAGUUUUGAUAUUUUUAUACUGGUACCCAGGUAUUUUUCUGUAUAUUGAGUCUGACGAAUGCCCUGUAAAGGCUUAAAAAGAACACUGUAGUACUGAACGACCUGUCUCAAAAUUGUAAACAGCGUGCAUAGUGAUCAUGCCAGAUAGUUUUUAUUGCCAGAAACUUUGCAUUGUUGCUUUAGGCUUAGGUUAGUACCCAGGCCGUCUCCACAUGAAAUAUAACUCAAUAUAACUCACAACUAUUACUGUUUGUAUAACCUACCCAAAACUUUGCAUAGUUAUUUGUAGUCUU
Molecule: messenger RNA, 2699 nt
Organism: Branchiostoma floridae (Florida lancelet)
Lineage: Eukaryota; Metazoa; Chordata; Leptocardii; Amphioxiformes; Branchiostomatidae
Product: cytochrome P450 2U1-like
Exons: 8
Coding region: 117-1613 (498 amino acids)
Biological process (GO): xenobiotic metabolic process
Cellular component (GO): intracellular membrane-bounded organelle; cytoplasm
Molecular function (GO): heme binding; iron ion binding; oxidoreductase activity, acting on paired donors, with incorporation or reduction of molecular oxygen, reduced flavin or flavoprotein as one donor, and incorporation of one atom of oxygen
Source: RefSeq, a predicted model, not a curated record